CUCCUUGAGUUUCUGCAGCUCCCGAGCCCCAUUGGCUGGAAGGCAAAGCAGAGGCGUGGAAUGCCCUGAUUAUUUUUCUCCUCCACACACCAUAAAACAGGCAGCCAGCGUGUACUGUCUGACAGUGAGACCAGUGCUCUGCAGCAGUCACUUGGGCAUUUUAUGUUUGCCUCUCUUAAUGGAAGGGAACAAAAAAGCCUUGCAGCAUACCAGUGAAAUAAACAGGAACUGACCAUAGGGGAGAAUCUGAUGCAAAUUUACAGACUGUUGGGACUCUGUGACAUAGAUCACCAAGAUAAAUGUGAUGAUGACCAGAAACUGCAUCUGUGAGAAAGUAAACCAGUAUUUCUCAGUUUGAAACCUUAUUUUGUAACAGCAGUCCAAGUGUUCUGAACUGCUGCCUGCCUUGGUGCUAGCUUAUUUUUCUUUUUUCCCAAGCUGAAAAGCCAAAGAAGGUUUUCAAAGGAAUGCAAAAGGAGCAGUAGUUUUAAAAGCAGAAAGCUGAAAGAGGAUCUCCAUAAGAUGAAUUUCACCCAGCACCGUGGGACACUCCAGUCUCUCCAUUUCUGGAACCACAGCUAUGGACUGCACGGGGGUGCCAGCGAGCCCAGUGCAAAGGGCCAUUCCUCAGGAGGCUGCUACGAGCAACUCUUUGUAUCCCCUGAAGUGUUUGUGACUCUGGGCAUUAUCAGCUUGCUGGAGAACGUCUUGGUCAUUGUUGCGAUAGCCAAGAACAAGAACCUCCAUUCACCCAUGUACUUCUUCAUCUGUAGCUUGGCAGUGGCUGACAUGCUAGUGAGUGUAUCUAAUGGAUCAGAAACUAUUGUCAUCACGCUGCUAAACAAUACAGACACAGACGCACAGAGCUUUACCAUAAACAUUGACAAUGUCAUUGACUCAGUGAUUUGCAGUUCCUUGCUUGCAUCUAUUUGCAGUCUCCUCUCAAUAGCAGUGGACAGGUACUUUACUAUCUUUUAUGCCCUCCAGUACCAUAAUAUCAUGACGGUUAAGCGUGUGGGGGUCAUCAUCACAUGCAUCUGGGCUGCUUGCACAGUCUCAGGCAUUUUGUUCAUCAUUUACUCUGACAGCAGUGUUGUCAUCAUCUGCCUAAUUAGCAUGUUCUUCACUAUGCUCAUUCUCAUGGCAUCCCUCUAUGUCCACAUGUUUAUGAUGGCUCGGAUGCAUAUAAAAAAGAUUGCUGUUCUUCCAGGGACUGGCCCUAUUCGCCAAGGGGCCAACAUGAAAGGGGCCAUCACUCUCACCAUCCUGAUUGGAGUUUUUGUUGUGUGCUGGGCUCCAUUUUUCCUGCACCUGAUUUUCUAUAUCUCCUGCCCCUACAACCCUUACUGUGUGUGUUUCAUGUCCCACUUUAACUUCUACCUCAUUCUCAUCAUGUGCAAUUCCAUCAUUGAUCCACUUAUCUAUGCAUUCCGGAGUCAGGAGCUCAGGAAAACAUUCAAGGAGAUUAUAUGCUGCUGUAGCCUGAGAGGGCAUUGUGAUUUGCCUGGCAAAUAUUAAACUGAGUGGAUACGCUAUGUGCACACAGCAUGCAGCACAGACUUCCAAGCCUUCAGAUCCUCUUUCUCAGAAGAAUGUGAUUUAAAUCUUUAAGAGUGAGCACUUCUUUCUGUCUCCCCUCCCUCUCAUCCUUAUAUCCAAUUCAUGUGUAAUUCAUAUUUCCGUAUAAUGUUUGUGAUAUCUACAGUUUGUAAUUUAUUUGGCUGGAAAGAGAAGUAGUACUUCAUACCAGUUUGUAAGUAAGCAAAUAAAUGUAAUGAUGGAUGUGAAAUACUAACAGACAUGAG
Molecule: messenger RNA, 1805 nt
Organism: Tyto alba (common barn owl)
Lineage: Eukaryota; Metazoa; Chordata; Aves; Strigiformes; Tytonidae
Gene: MC4R
Product: melanocortin 4 receptor
Exons: 1
Coding region: 523-1518 (331 amino acids)
Biological process (GO): G protein-coupled receptor signaling pathway
Cellular component (GO): membrane
Molecular function (GO): melanocyte-stimulating hormone receptor activity
Source: RefSeq, a predicted model, not a curated record